ACCGACUAAGUCGAGCUUUUUUUUGUGGUACAAAAAGGGAGCUAGGGUCUCACGCCCACACCAUUUGGAUUGCCAUUGACGAUUUUUUCGAUCAAAUCAAAAACAACUCCCAGUGCAAUCUUUUGCUAAACCCAGUAACAGAGUCAGUAGCCAACUAGCCAUGCCGAAGAAUAAGGGAAAGGGAGGAAAGAACAGAAAGAGGGGUAAGAAUGAAGCAGACGAUGAAAAGCGUGAGCUUGUGUUCAAGGAAGAUGGGCAGGAGUAUGCCCAAGUGCUUCGCAUGUUGGGAAAUGGCCGGUGUGAAGCGAUGUGCAUUGAUGGCUCCAAGCGCCUUUGCCAUAUCAGAGGGAAGAUGCACAAGAAGGUCUGGAUUGCGGCCGGUGAUAUCAUACUCGUCGGUCUUCGUGACUAUCAGGAUGACAAGGCUGAUGUGAUCCUCAAGUAUAUGCCAGAUGAAGCUAGGCUCCUCAAGGCAUAUGGAGAGCUUCCUGAGAACACUCGUCUCAAUGAAGGCAUCAUAGAUGACGAGGAGGAAGGUGGAGGUGAUGAUUAUAUUGAGUUUGAGGAUGAAGAUAUUGAUAAGAUAUAGGGUUUGGAAUUGUGUGUAGAUUUUAUCUUUAAUUUUGAAGAGUAAUGGUUAAGCGAUACUUAUUAGUCGAAAUUUCCAAUCGCACUUUAAUGAAUUUGGAUUUUCAGGUGGGGACUUGGUUGUAUUCCAUGUAACACCUUCUCUUACUAGUUAGUGUCUGUUAUGUUUGCCCUUUGUUCUUUCUAUGGAUGUUGGUUGUCCUGACCCCCCACCCACCAAACCGUUGAUGAUGCUUGUAUAACGUAAACUCGCUCUUGGUUAUUUCCUCAAUGGAGUAUGAUCUUUGAAGUUUCUUUA
Molecule: messenger RNA, 886 nt
Organism: Quercus lobata
Lineage: Eukaryota; Viridiplantae; Streptophyta; Magnoliopsida; Fagales; Fagaceae
Product: eukaryotic translation initiation factor 1A-like
Exons: 2
Coding region: 161-589 (142 amino acids)
Biological process (GO): translational initiation
Molecular function (GO): translation initiation factor activity; RNA binding
Source: RefSeq, a predicted model, not a curated record